Phragmites australis (common reed) is the source of this 1103-nucleotide messenger RNA. RefSeq names its product GCN5-related N-acetyltransferase 7, chloroplastic. Gene Ontology annotation, cellular component: chloroplast. The record is from RefSeq and is a predicted model, not a curated record. Gene Ontology annotation, molecular function: acyltransferase activity, transferring groups other than amino-acyl groups. Bases 84 to 902 code for a protein of 272 amino acids. The transcript is spliced from 5 exons. NCBI's taxonomy places the organism in Eukaryota, Viridiplantae, Streptophyta, Magnoliopsida, Poales, Poaceae.
UUUGUAAAACUGUUAGCAUAAGCCAAACCAGUUAGUCAGCUGUGGCGGAGACGCCUCCGCUUCCCAACCACCCGCACCGAACCAUGGCGUCGGCGUCGGCGUCGCGGCUGCUCCUGCCUGCACCUCCUCCGGCGGCCCCGCCCCGCUGUCACCCCAGCAUCCGCUUCUCCGUCCCUCGCCUCCGGUGCCGCGCAUCCGCCGCCGCCGCCUCGGCCGCCGGCAGCGCCGCGCUUCUGGAGCGCAGCGGUGCCGCAGCGGUGGCCAUCAGGGAGUUCGUCACGCACGACGAGCUCCGCGCCGCCGUGCGCCUCCGCGUCCGCACCUUCUACGAGUACACCAUUGACUCCGUCGGAGCCGAGGAUCACAGAAAAGCUCUUGCAGAGAGGGAGUUUGAAGCAUUACAGGAUAGAAUUUCCGGGAAGAUGAUCAAUUUUCAAAGAGUUUCUUGUAUAAAUGGGACUGUACCACUGUCCCCAUCCUUGAUGUCAGCUGAGGAACUCUGUUCUACAUGCAAGUUUGUGGAAGAUGGAGAAGAGAGAGUAGUGGUUGGUAGUUUAGACCUCAAUCAGUGUCUUUGGCUACCAGAUGAAUUGACUGGAAAGAGGCCUGGGGUAAAUGAAGACAACCAGACAAGAGCAUAUCUUAGCAAUGUCUGUGUUGCCAAGGAGCUUCAAAAAAAGGGGUUAGGUUAUGCAUUGGUUGACAAGUCUAAGAAACUAGCUCAUGAAUGGGGCAUAACAGAUCUGUAUGUCCAUGUCGCCAUCAACAACGUAGCAGGACAAAAGCUGUACGAGAAGAGUGGAUUUGUUUAUGAAAGUGAAGAACCUGCAUGGAAGGCUAGGUUUCUGGGGCGGCCUCGAAGACUGCUUCUUUGGCUCGAUAUGAAGAAAGAGUCGUUGUGAUCUUGCAUGUAAAUACAUAUUUGUAAUCAUAUUCUCGUAAUAGUAUUAUUUGAUAUAUUUUACCACCCAAUCCCAAUAGCUCCAAAUGUUUGUAUUCUGGAUCAUCCGUCAUUUCCCACUAAUUUUUACUUGUUCAUAACUUCCAAACUUGUAUUCAGAAUACAACUCUGAAGAAAAUGACAAGGUUCGACGAUUUCCAUA